AUUUUUGUUUAAAACAGAGGGAAAUUGAAGAAAAUCCGGUUGAUACGAAAACACAAACAAAUUGUAUUCAUUUUUGCAAAGGCCACUCAACAUAUUCCACCUUCCCCGGACCAGUUCAAUCCUCCGAUCUCCGACGACUCAGCUUCUCAAAAUAAUUUAUUGAUUAAUCAUGACACAAGAUGUCUCAGUUGAUUCAGAUCUAUAAGUAACUACUUGCGUUUUUCUUCUUUCUUUAAUCUAAGAAGAACAAAUAUUUAAAGAGGUGUUUGGUUAUGGCGUCGAGAAAUAGAACGUUUUUAUUUAGGAAAUAUAGAGAUGCUUUAAAAAGCGUCAGAGUUCCGUCAACUCAAUCGACGACGACGUCUACAAGCUCCGUCAGUGGUCCGGUGAUCGAGUUAGUUAGCACUUCGCUUCUACAGAACCGCUCUUAUGCUCCACUCAGUGCUGAGGAUCCCGGUAAUUCCAGUAAAGGUGCACUUACAGUUGGUCUCCCACCAGCUUGGGUGGAUGUAUCAGAAGAAAUAGCUACAAAUGUGCAGCGUGCACGUAUAAAAAUGACCGAAUUAGCUAAGGCUCAUGCUAAAGCUUUGAUGCCUUCGUUUGGAGAUGGUAAGGAAGAUCAACGCAUGAUUGAGGUUCUUACUCAUGAGAUAACUGAUCUUAUAAGGAAAUCAGAGAAGAAAUUACGAAGACUUUCGGCAGCUGGGCCUUCUGAGGAUUCAAAUGUGAGAAAAAAUGUACAGCGCUCUCUUGCCACAGACCUUCAGAAUCUUUCAAUGGAACUUCGUAAGAAACAAUCAACAUACUUGAAGCGUCUCAGGCAACAAAAAGAGGGUCAAGAUGGAGUUGAUCUAGAGAUGAAUCUAAAUGGCAGUAAAUCCAGAAUAGAUGAUGACGAUUUGGAUGAUAUGGUGUUCAGUGAGCAUCAGAUGGCCAAGCUAAAAAAGAGUGAAGCAUUCACAGUGGAAAGGGAAAGAGAGAUCCAGCAGGUUGUGGAGUCGGUAAAUGAACUUGCUCAGAUUAUGAAAGACUUGUCUGUACUUGUUAUAGAUCAGGGAACUAUUGUUGAUCGGAUAGAUUAUAACAUUCAAAAUGUUGCAACUACAGUUGAGGAGGGGCUUAAACAGUUGCAGAAAGCUGAGAGAACACAAAAACAAGGAGGGAUGGUGAUGUGUGCAACAGUGCUUGUUAUCAUGUGCUUUAUCAUGUUGGCCCUGCUAAUCCUCAAAGAGAUAUUCUUGUGAUUUGUCAGCGCAUAUGACUUCCAAAGAUUCAGUCAUUCUCAUCAUUGUGCCCUCCCCUACAACUAUCACACGCUUAUAGAUGCAGACAUGUCUUGUGCAACAGAGGAAUUGUAGAGCUCGCAAUUGCCCUUUCACAAUCAGAUUCAUUCCCUGCUGUUUCUUUUCUUUUUGUUCAAAAUUUCUUAAGAGGGUGGUCUUUACUAGAGAAUGAAUGCCCUGGAAAAUGUAUAGAACUUUUGUCACGUACCUGUAAUUGAUUCUGAUGAUUUUUCUCGGGGAGGUGGGUGGCUUGGUUCCAGCAAUGCUUCCACUUAAAAGGAGAUGAGGCUUUUUUUUUUUUUGACUGUCUGUAUCGACUUUCAAUCAAAAAUAGAAAAAAAGAAAAGAAAGAAUGUAUCAAUCAACUAUAGUUUCAUUA
Messenger RNA from Ricinus communis (castor bean), 1662 nucleotides. RefSeq names its product syntaxin-43. Gene Ontology annotation, biological process: intracellular protein transport; vesicle-mediated transport; vesicle fusion. Gene Ontology annotation, cellular component: SNARE complex; endomembrane system; membrane. The record is from RefSeq and is a predicted model, not a curated record. Gene Ontology annotation, molecular function: SNARE binding; SNAP receptor activity. NCBI's taxonomy places the organism in Eukaryota, Viridiplantae, Streptophyta, Magnoliopsida, Malpighiales, Euphorbiaceae. Bases 273 to 1244 code for a protein of 323 amino acids. The transcript has 9 exons.